AUGCUUCCUGCUCCUCCUCCACACCCGAACCUCAAGCAGCCCAAGCUAUUCGUGUCUGGUCUGGAUCCCAGCCUGUCAGACAAGGACAUCGUUGGCAGCGUCUUUGAAAAGUACCUUCCUGUUCGGUCAGUCUGGCUCGCCGCUUGCACGCCCACUGUCGCGCCAAAUAGCUCACCCUCCGCCUCUUUCUCCUCGCUCCCACCAGCUUGCGUCUUGAUCGCGAAAGCGCCGAAGCUCAAGGCACGCCUGCCAGCGGCACUGUCGAGUUUCAGUCUCUGACAUCAGGUGAGCGAUCGCUGCUGCCACCCAUGUGCGUGUCCAAUCACCACUACGCAGGCUGAUGAAUGCGCGCAUCUCACACAUCCUUGCAGCGGAAAAAGCUUUGGCGACUAUUCGGGGAGGAGUGCGCCUCAGCACCAGCGAGCAAGCAGAGGAUCCUGUCAGCGGCAGCAAAUCCAAGCCACGCCUCAUCAAGCAGCUUCCACCUGGCACAGAAGAUGUGGACGUGUACGACUUGUUCCGACCCUACGGUCCUCUGGUCAGAGCCAAUCGCAUCCUCACAAAUCCAGCUGGUCAGCACACCGGCUUCAGAGGCAUGGCCCUGGUGGAGUACUUUGAAGAGGAGCACGCGCAGGCUGCACAGAACGAGCUCCACUGCACAGACUAUCAAGGCAAGACCAUCUCCGUCGCCAUCGACAAUGUCGCUCGCAGGCCCAGCGCAGCCAACCAGCACGCAUUCAGUCCCUCCGCAGCAGUCUUUGUUCCCGGCGGUGGUGGCAGCUUCAACGCGUCAGCACCGGCGUUCAGGCCGCCAGGGCACACCAACAACGGUUCUGGCUCUUCCAUCUACGCAUCGCAGCCAGCCCCACCUCAGUUGAAUCAGCAGCAAGUGGGUCCCAUCAUUCCCGUUCCUGGCACGAAUUUGCAGUACAGCGCUUCAGCUGCUACGUACAUCGAUCCUUGCAACCUCUUCUGCAAGAACUUGGAUCCGGAAAUCGACUCCAACGACUUGUUUAACGCUUUCAAGUCGUUCGGCAAGAUCGUCUCUGCCAGGGUCAUGAGGGACGAUAGCGGGGUAAGCAGGGAAUUUGGCUUCGUCAGUUACACCAACGCCGACGAUGCGAGUAGAGCAUUGCACGCAAUGAACAACACUCAAAUGGGCGCAAAGCAGAUGAGCGUCAGGCUGCAUGAACCCAAGCGGAUGCGGGAGCAAAAAUUGGCAGCCAAGUUCGGUGGCGCAUCGGCAGACAGCCCACCUAUCAGCGCGGGUGGAGCAGCCUCGGAAACGAAUGGCAGUCCAAGCGGUACGCCUCAAGUGGAGCACGCGGCUGCUGUCAAGAACGCAAACAAGAGGCAAAGUAACAGCUACUUCAAAGCUGCCAUGGAGAACUCUGGAACGACUUUGGAUCACGGCGAGCUGGCUGCUAUGAGCCCUGCUGUCCGCAACGAGGUGGUGGCUGGAGAGUUCACAAGAAGAGUCAAGGAACUGCCCACUGUCAAACCCAGUCAAGUCCAGGACAUCGUUCUCGAACUGCUAAAGCUCAAGCUUUCCGAGCAGGUCGAAGCUCUGAACAAUCCCAUUGAGCUGAUCCAGCGCGUCAGCGAUGCACGCGACGUGCUGCCCCCUUCACCAGUCCAGUCAAAAUCUGCGCAACCUUCCGGCCUAUUGGGUGUGCCUAUCAACCCUUCUGGCAGCCUGGCCGGCACAGACGGCGCGAGCUUCGUCUCGACAGCACCCGCAUCGGCCAAGGAGCGAGAGCGCUUGCUGAGAGCAGUCACCAACUCCGUGCCCAGUGGAAGUCCAGUCGAGGACAUCACAGACAUGCUCGUCAGCCUCAACAAAAAGGAGCGAGCUCUGUGUCUUUUCAAUCCUGAGUUUUUGAAACAAAAAGUCGAGGAGGCCAAGGAGAUUUUGGACAUUUCGGAGGCCGAUUCGGACGAGGGUCCCGCUGGAUCCAUCGCAUCUGGUGCAGCUGCCGCUACUACUGGAGGCGGCAAGACGAGGAUCACAUCCGCAGCACUCGCAGCGGUUUCGGAGGCCGGCGUGUCUUCUUCAGAGGUCGCCGCAUCUGCCCAAACGCACACUCUGGCUAGUCUGGCACGCUUGCCUGCCAUCGAGAUCGUCCGUCUGGCCACAUCGCCAAACUCGUCUGGAUCAGCUGGGCUGCCUUUGCCCAAGGCGGACGCAUCCGUCUCCCAGUCGACCAACGCGUUCAUUGAUUCUUUGAGCAGCAAGUCGCCGCAAGACCAGAAGCAAGCAGUUGGAGAACAGCUCUACAAAAAGGUCAAGAGCUUCGGCGUGAAGGGAGCGCCCAAAAUCACCAUCACCUUGCUGGAUUCCGAGGAUCUUCGAUCUCUGGCCCAUCUCAUGAACUCCUACCCAGAAGUUCUGAGAGAAAAAGUUCUGCUCACUCCGGCCAAGUAG
Molecule: messenger RNA, 2425 nt
Organism: Ceraceosorus bombacis
Lineage: Eukaryota; Fungi; Basidiomycota; Exobasidiomycetes; Ceraceosorales; Ceraceosoraceae
Source: the annotation of a GenBank genome assembly